Brachypodium distachyon (stiff brome) is the source of this 2671-nucleotide messenger RNA. RefSeq names its product UDP-glucuronate:xylan alpha-glucuronosyltransferase 1. Gene Ontology annotation, biological process: xylan biosynthetic process. The transcript is spliced from 5 exons. Gene Ontology annotation, molecular function: glycosyltransferase activity. Bases 327 to 2225 code for a protein of 632 amino acids. NCBI's taxonomy places the organism in Eukaryota, Viridiplantae, Streptophyta, Magnoliopsida, Poales, Poaceae. The record is from RefSeq and is a predicted model, not a curated record.
UUUCCUCCCCCCCCCCUCUCUCUCUCUCUCUCUCUAUAAAACUCUCUUGGUUCUCCUCCCUCUGUCUUGAGGAGAGCUUUGUAAGUUUGCAGAGCAGGGAGCCGGAGCCACACAGGCACCACCCACCAUCGACUUCUUGUUCGUUUCCGUCUUCUUCCUGCUCUUCUCGCCAUUGCCGCAGCCGCCUUCCUCCUCCUUGCUUGCCUGCGCUCCGGAUGAGAAGCUACGCAACCGGAGAGGCGAUAGUGCGGUCGGCCUGAGGCUGGAGGGGCAACCAGCUCCAGCUCAGAGGAGGCUUCAGGCAGAGAGAGUGAAAGCGAGUCCUCAUGGGUUCCUUGGAGGCUCGGUACCGGCCGGCCGGAGCAGCUGAUGACACAGCUAAGAGAAGGACCCAGAAAAGCAAAAGUUUCAAAGAGGUUGAGAAAUUUGAUGUCUUUGUCUUAGAGAAAAGCUCUGGCUGCAAGUUCCGAUCCUUGCAACUUUUGCUCUUCGCUAUCAUGUCUGCUGCAUUUCUGACACUCCUAUACACUCCAUCUGUGUAUGAGCAUCAAUUGCAAUCCAAUUCUAGGUUCGUCAAUGUUGGUUGGAUAUGGGAUAAGACUACUCCUGAUCCACGAUAUGUAUCUUCUCUCGGUGUUCAGUGGGAGGAUGUGUAUAGAUCUAUCGAGAAUCUGAAUGGUGGUGAACAUAAGCUGAAGGUGGGACUCUUAAAUUUUAACAGCACUGAGUUUGGGUCUUGGACACAGUUGCUCCCAGAAAGUGAGUUCUCAAUCAUAAGGCUGGAGCAUGCCAAGGAAAGCAUUACCUGGCAGACUCUGUAUCCUGAAUGGAUUGAUGAGGAGGAAGAAACAGAAAUACCAUCUUGCCCAUCACUUCCAGACCCUAAUUUUCCAAGGGGGGCACACUUCGAUGUUAUUGCCGUGAAGCUUCCCUGUACCCGAGUUGGGGGCUGGUCAAGAGAUGUCGCACGUUUGCAUUUGCAGCUGUCAGCGGCAAAAUUGGCUGUGACAGCUGCAAGAGGUAAUCGUGGGGUUCAUGUGAUGUUCGUGACUGAUUGCUUCCCUCUUCCGAAUCUGUUCUCUUGCAAGAACCUAAAGAAACAUCAAGGAAAUGCUUGGCUGUACAAACCUGACUUGAAGGCAUUAAAGGAGAAGCUUAGACUUCCUGUUGGUUCCUGUGAGCUUGCAGUUCCACUCAAAGCAAAAUCAAGACUUUACUCAGUAGACAGGCGAAGAGAGGCAUAUGCUACCAUACUGCAUUCAGCAAGUGAGUAUGUCUGCGGUGCAAUCACAGCAGCACAAAGCAUUCGUCAAGCUGGAUCAACAAGGGACUUUGUUAUUCUUGUCGAUGAUACCAUAAGCGAGCACCACAGGAAGGGCCUGGAAGCUGCAGGGUGGAAGGUCAGAAUAAUUGAGAGGAUCCGAAACCCAAAGGCUGAGCGUGAUGCUUACAAUGAGUGGAACUACAGCAAAUUCCGGUUAUGGCAGCUUACAGAUUAUGACAAGAUCAUAUUCAUAGAUGCCGAUCUCCUCAUCCUGAGGAAUAUCGAUUUUCUGUUUGCAAUGCCAGAAAUCACAGCAACUGGAAACAAUGCAACACUCUUCAACUCCGGUGUUAUGGUUAUUGAGCCUUCAAACUGCACAUUCCAGUUGUUAAUGGAACAUAUCAAUGAGAUAACAUCUUACAAUGGUGGUGAUCAGGGAUACUUGAAUGAGAUAUUCACAUGGUGGCAUCGGAUUCCAAAGCACAUGAAUUUCUUGAAGCAUUUCUGGGAGGGUGAUGAAGAGGAAGUGAAGGUGAAGAAGACUCGGCUGUUUGGUUCUGACCCGCCCAUCCUCUAUGUCCUUCACUAUUUAGGCCGGAAACCAUGGCUGUGCUUCCGGGACUAUGACUGCAACUGGAAUGUCCCAAUACUUCGGGAGUUUGCCAGUGACAUUGCGCAUACCCGUUGGUGGAAGGUGCAUGACAAGAUGCCCAAGAAACUUCAGAGCUACUGCCUUUUGAGAUCAAGGCUAAAGGCUGGGCUGGAGUGGGAGCGGAGGCAGGCUGAGAAGGCGAACUUCACCGACGGGCAUUGGCGACGCAACAUAACCGACCGGAGGCUGAAAACAUGCUUUGAGAAAUUCUGCUUCUGGGAGAGCAUGUUAUGGCAUUGGGGCGAGACCACCAACUCGACGAAGAAAACCCUGCCGGCGGUGCAGGCGUUGCCCGCUGAGAGCUUGUGAAGAUCAAGAGAUGUGUAGAUAUCCUGAGAAAUUAGCAAAUACCAGAUACAUCUUCCCAAGCUCCCAUACAUACAUAGCAACAGCUUGUAAAGGUAGCUAUGCACUUAGGCCUUCCCCUUAUAUACGUUCCCUUCUGCUGCCACACCUGCAGCAGCGCUCCCGCUGCUGAUCCGAUGGCCAACGAUUUUUUGGUUUCUGGCUAAUAAUUCGUCAGUAUAGGUAAAAAUUUUGUGGGCAAGGAACUUGUUUGUGUUGGCUACCGCUGCUAUUCCACGAUAGCUUAGCUUUUGAUGUAUGGUGGUUGUUGAACUGCUGCAGUUGGUCUUCUGGCGUGAUGCAACAUUAGAUUGCUGACCAGUAGGCACUGCUCCGUUUCAUCAAUACGAAUGUGAUGAAUUGAUGGUGAUGCUUCUUUUUGGUGGCUGUAAUGGGAUGGAAUUGGGUUA